Acipenser ruthenus (sterlet) is the source of this 2006-nucleotide messenger RNA. Its product is annotated as class I histocompatibility antigen, F10 alpha chain-like. Gene Ontology annotation, biological process: immune response. The record is from RefSeq and is a predicted model, not a curated record. Lineage: Eukaryota; Metazoa; Chordata; Actinopteri; Acipenseriformes; Acipenseridae. The transcript is spliced from 8 exons. The coding region runs from base 39 to 1199 and encodes 386 amino acids. Gene Ontology annotation, cellular component: external side of plasma membrane.
CUUCUAAAUAUACCACUACACGCUUGGUCUCACUCAUUAUGAAACUGAAAGUUCGGUGUGUCUGUAUUGUUUUGUUAGAGCAUCAAACAUACAACCAAUUCGGGACACGAAAGCACAGCGAAAUGAUUCAGGUUUUGUUGGUGGCUGCCUUGUUCACCUGGGGUGUGUCGACAGGAACUCACUCCCUAUUCUUCUUUUACACUGCCGUCUCGGAAGGGGUUCCUGAGUUUUUCGCUGAGAGCAAGGUGGAUGACGUGCAGAUAUUUUACUAUGACAGUAGCCAUGGGCAAGUGAUUCCACGACAGGACUGGGCGAAUGAUUCUGCACAUCCACAAUACUGGGAGAUCCUGACUCACAAUUUCAAUGUGUCCCAGCAGACCUUCAGUGAGAACGUGAGAACCCUGAUGAAGCAUUCCAACCAAACCAAGGGUACUCACACGGUCCAAAUGAUGUAUGGAUGUCAGCUGAAUGAAAAUGGGACAACCAGGGCCAUUAUGCAGCUCGGGUUUGACGGGGAGGAUUUUCUCACCUUUAAUAAGGAAACGUUGAACUGGACAACCACUGUACAGCAUGUAGUCCCCUUCCAGGAGGAGCGACAGGCCCAGGAAGCCCAGAAUCGACAGGUGAAGCUCUAUUUGGAAACAACCUGCAUUGAGUCAUUGAAAGUGUUGCUAAAACAUGGCAAAGAGACCCUGGAGAGGAAAGCUAUUCCUGACAUGGCACUGACAGAAAGGAUAAAUGAGAGCAGUACAGUGACAGAGGUCUCCUGCCAUGUAUCAGGGUUUUACCCCCCAGAGGUGGAGGUGCGCUGGGUUAGCGACGGGCAGAGGCAGCUGGAGGACUCAGUGCAGAGCGGGAUGCUGCUGCCUAACCAGGACGGAACCUACCAGCUCCGGAAGACCCUAAUGUUGUACCCUGAGGAGCUCCGCAGAGACAACUACUUCUGCCAGGUGGAGCACAGCAGCUUCCCCAACACCAGGAUCCUGAAAUGGGAGCCCCGUUUCGACAGUGAUAAUGGAGGGCCCAAUGUGUGGCUCAUUGCUGUAGUGUGUGGUGUUGGCAUCCUCCUGGUUGGUUUAGUUCUAGGGGUUGUAUGGAUGGUCAGGAAGAAGAAAAAUAACCGCAGGAACUCAGCCACAGUUUCAAAGCAACAGGAGACCAGUGAAGCCCAGGAAAUGUUAUAUGUGUCCCCGCACUGAAUGGAUUAAUCCCAGAUUUGCAGUGUUGAAAUAUUACUAUGUUCAAUGUAUACAAAAAUAUUGCAAUACUGCCCUAUGCUUUUCACUCUAUGGGCCCUAUUUGCAAAGCUAUAACAAAAGAUAUUCAGAGUUAUUGAAUAAAAUAGAGUUAACUACUGCAUAACAAGAGUCUUCCCUACUAAGUACAUCCUUAGACCAUAUCAUUUCACAUUUUUUCAAAUUUGUAAUCAAAUAUUAAUUCUAUAUAAACAGAAUGACAUCACACUUGCAUUGCAGUUUUAUUAACGUGUGUGGUAGGGUGCCCCGCCCCUGUGUGUAUUUUGUGUUUUAUGUUUUGUGUGGUGUGUUAUUGUUGGUGUGUAUGUAUUGGUGCACAGGGUAUAAGGUGGGCUGUGUAGCACAAGUGUUUUAAAUGAUAUAGUUGUAUUUAGGCACAGGGAUUGCACAAUCACUUCACUUGCGGAUAAAAUGUGUAUUAGUAUGUGGGCACGGAGAUUGCACAAAUUAGUUCAAGUGAAUGAUUAAUUAGCAAUUGAAUCCCAGCACAGCUGUAUAUAUAGAGUCAGUUUUCACGCACACAGGGUUGGGUGUUCAGUGUGGAGAGAACCGGAGAGAAAUUUGGGAGUAAGCUUUAAAAACAAAUGAUUACAAUUGCUAUUCUUGCUGGUUUGACACCAGCGCGAUACUUGUUUUAUUUAGUAUUUCUCCAGUGUUUGUUUUGGCCAUCGUGCCGUUUUGUGUGCAGUGUUUUGUUUUGUUAAACCUUUUGAUUUAUAAUAAACUGGCACAACAGCGCAUUUACUCACA